Messenger RNA from Daphnia magna, 2456 nucleotides. RefSeq names its product zinc finger protein 236. The record is from RefSeq and is a predicted model, not a curated record. NCBI's taxonomy places the organism in Eukaryota, Metazoa, Arthropoda, Branchiopoda, Diplostraca, Daphniidae. Bases 391 to 2100 code for a protein of 569 amino acids. Gene Ontology annotation, cellular component: nucleus. The transcript is spliced from 10 exons.
AAAAAAAAAAAGACUUGGCGCCAUCGCGUUUUAUGACCACCGCCAAUUGAUCACUGAUCAACGGAAUCUGAAAAUUUUGUAAGUUUGUAACGUUUAAAUUACAAACAGCUUAUUGAUAACAUAAAUACCUGAAUGUGCACGUUAACAAGUUCUGAGUGUAUUAAUCGUUACGAAGACAAGUGAUUCAGUUGUCAGAGGUGGACCAAACUAACUUAAUGCGAUUGCGGAUGACUCUUUCACUCCAGCGUCGGCUAUACUACAUGGUUUGACACUUGAAAUACGUUGACCAUUUCAAAAUUUGGACCCAUUAAAAAAAAACCCAAAAAACUUUACAUCUGCCACAAAGAGUGGCAUAUUGUUUUCCAUUGAAGACUGUUGUUUACCACCAUCAUGGAGAGUUUGACAGUAGAGCCAGUUCUGAGAGUGGAAUUCAGGGAGAGCCGAGUAGGCAAUGAAAUGCUAGUAAUUAAUGGUUGUAAGUAUAUGGUGAAUAGGCGUUCUGGUGAGACUGUCUACUGGCGCUGUGUCUAUUCAUGGUGUAAUUCUCGGGCUGUCAUAAAGGGAGGGCAAUUACGAUCAGCCAGAGGUGCACAUGUUUGUCCCCAGCCAGAUCAAAAUGAAGUUCUAGCAAAAGAGCAAAAGCCACAAGUACAACCAAGUUUAAUAGCUGGAAUGCCAGAAAACAUCACAUUAAAAAACAAAUCCAACUGCCUUAAUGAAGCAGAAGAUUUUGCAACAAAAAUACCAGAAGCAAAUGGCAGUUUCUUGGAAUUUGUUGAAGACAAAUCUGUGUUGACCAAAACUGAGGAUCCUGAUGAUCAGUUGUGUGAUAAUGAUAUUGCUUGGAAAGAACGAAUAUUAAAGGGCCUCAGAGUUUAUUCUGAGGCUGAACGACUCCGUCGCUUUAAAGUUGCAUAUGACAACCGGAAAGCUUGGUUGAGUAACAAGAAAUAUUUCGAUGACAAAAUUUCUGGGUGCAUAACAAAAUGGACCAACAGCAAUGCUACUUGGACCCAUAGUAAUGAUUGGCCAACAAGAAGCCACUGUAUGAAGCUGACCAAACCUGGGCGUGGAGCUGGAAUGUUUGUUGAACAACCUUUCGUACCCAUCAAGAUCAUCGAACACGUCAAUCUUCCAUUCCAGGAAAAAAGCGUUCAAGAGGAAAGUAAAUUUUACGAAAUGGAAGAACCCGCAAUAAAAAAGGAAUCAAGGAAAAAGCACAAAGACAAAGUCAAUAGAAUGCGAAAAGGCAUUGCAAUCGAAAAUCAUGAUGAUUCUCACGAAAUGGCCGUAGUCAAGAAAGAAGACAUCAAGCAUUUUAAAAACAAAGGGAAGUGUCCAAUAUGUGGGAAAAUGGUCCAGUCAGCCAUUGAGAGACAUCUGAAUGUUCACUAUGGAAUCAAACCUUACAAGUGUGGUCAUUGUGAUAAGUUGUUUUCACAGGAGCAUAACUACCGCGCUCACGUCAGAAUUCAUAAUUCUGAAACUCCAUUCAGCUGCACAAUUUGUCCAAAGAAAUUUGCAUCAAACGGUACUCUUAAGAGACAUAUUAUGAAUCAUUCCAGUGGAAGAACAUUUCCAUGCCAUAUUUGCGGAAAGGUAUUUCAAAAAAGAGAAUCUUUAGAUUUUCAUACCUGCACGUUUCAGUCAGAGGGAAAAAAAUUCGAAACGCCGGACGUGAAGGUCGACAGUGACGAUGAAGAAAGAGAAACUCAGCUUCGCAUACGUGGCAAAAUGUCUAGUCCAAUUAAAAGAAAAAAGAAUGGGUCUUGUGACUUAAAUGCACUGGAUGAAGACGAUAACGACAAGCUAUCAAAAAGAAUUGACUUACGUUUGUUAGAGGAAGCAUUCAGGCAAAGGAUAGAGCAACCCCAACGGAACCAUAGAGGUGAAGCUGAGCCAUCAGUGUCGGCUUCUUCUAAAUUCACGUUGGAGGAGUUAAAGUAUGCAGCCUUUCUGCAACCUAAAGUUGUACUGUCGAAAUCUUUGAGUGUAACCAUUGUCCAGAUGAUGUCCGAAGCCGAAAUAUCAGCAACACGCCAACCUGCAGUCUUUAGUAAUCUAUGGUUUCACAGUUAUGCAAAACCUUAUGAGCCGUGAAAGUUUGUUCAUACGGGUGUGCAGCGACCAACUAGUGUAUUUAGUUCAUUCAAUUCUAUAUAUCGAUCCUGCCCCCUGCACUUUCUUAUUAGUGCAAAUAUUAGCUCGAUUUAUUUAUGAAGAUAUGUUUCACUUGUUUCAGUCAAAAACUUGAUCGCGCUUGAUUUUUUUUUGCAGAUAACCAUACAGAUCUAUCUUCAUUUAAUCAACCAUAGGGCCGUGUUGUCGAGCUUGUUAAAUCUUAAUCAAUGAACGACUCACUAGCAUUUGAUUACCUGAAGUAUACUGUGACUUUGCCUGUGUACUGUCUUCUAAAAAAUAUUUUUCUUCGACAAUAAAACUGUUUUCGUCUGUCA